AUGCAGCACCUAUACCACAUCACAAACCAACUAGGGGCGAUCGUCGGUGACGAUGCAGACCGACCUGGCGCCCACACUGCCGUCCUCGUGUGUGACCAUUCUACAGACGUAUGGGCGUACGCAACUCGAUCACGUCAUCAGCCGUCGGUGCACCGCAUCGACGCGAUGGCCGCGGCGACAGGUGAAUGUCUCACGCCGGAAGAAUACGCUUACAGACUGGCUGCUGUGGCAAUGACUGCCUGGCGCCAUCGCCGCGCCAAACUUGCGCGGACAGGCGGCGCCACAGGUACUGCGGCCCGCUAUGGACGCUCCCCCCAUCGCUUCGCUGAUACCCACAGCCUCCAGGACAAUACCUCUUUGAGCGAAGCAAUCAGGACAAGUGCACGGGCCAGUAGUACUCGCCAAGCCACGCUCACUGCGUCCGACAACGAUGAUCGAUCGGAUAUUGAUUCCGACGAUAGCGAAGGGCCCAUGCUCGUUGAAUGCGAUGAUGGCCGCCUCCUUAUAUACCCCAUGCCGUCGCGCAAAGUUGGACGUGAUGAUCUCCGCCGACCGCAACGGUUGCGGCUUCUGCCGCCUUCGCAGCAGGCAUCGCGGCGGUCCUCAUUUGCGCGGAGAAGCCGGUCCCUGUCGGGGGAUGCAGCUCCAGCGAAAAGCACUCUCACUCAGCUGCGCUCUACAGCGGCCGAUGACCAUGGAGAUACGGCCUGGUCUACCGAAGACGAGACGGACCGAGAUUCACUGCGCUCGGACAGUGCCACCAAAAUUGAUUCGUUGUCGCCUCUCCUUCUUGUGCUCAAUGCCGAUACAACAGCCUGGUAUACACUAUUACAGCAAGCCCGCACUUUUGCCGAACUCUGCACAUGCCGCGCGUCGUCCUGCAAGGACGCGACGGACGUCUUAGCUAAGACACGCGGGGUAUCAGGCUCGGGUAAAUCAGAAACAGGACACGCCCUUGCGCAGGCACUCCACGCCCCCUUUCUCGAUGCAGAUGACUUGCAUGCCCCAGAGGCCAUUGAAGCCAUGGCUAGAGGCAUACCCCUCACAGACACCGACCGUGGACCGUGGCUCGUUCGCGUACGCAGCGCCGUGGAUGCGCUCUGCCAGGAAGGGCAGCUAGAUACCAUUAUCGUAGCAUGCUCGGCGCUCAGGCAGGCGUACCGAGACGUGCUCCGAGAUACCCGCACGGCCGACGUGCUCUUUGUCUACCUGGCAGUAGAGCGGUCCGUGCUCGAAUCGCGCCUUGCAGUGCGCCAGGGGCACUUUAUGAAAGCGGAGCUCCUUUCAUCGCAGCUCGCUACGCUAGAGCUGCCCGCCGAUGAGCCGCAAAUCCUCACUGUGCCUGUCCAGCGCGAUACAUCGCUAGAGGAGGUCGUGCAAGACAUCUUGACGCGGCUGCGCUAA
This is a messenger RNA of Malassezia sympodialis ATCC 42132, 1404 nucleotides long. RefSeq lists its product as uncharacterized. NCBI's taxonomy places the organism in Eukaryota, Fungi, Basidiomycota, Malasseziomycetes, Malasseziales, Malasseziaceae. The record is from RefSeq and is a predicted model, not a curated record.